AUGACACCGUGGUCCCCGGAACACGAUGAGCCGGAUGUGUCCCCGGAAUCACCCGUCGAUGAUGUAGAGCGCUCCAGUCAGGCCGCAGAUGGGAGGUCACGUAACGGAUCACCGGUAGAAGCGCGGGGACUGACAGCGGAGGAAAUCAUUCAUCCGGACCCAGCAGAACCGUGUACGCCGCUGAAUCAGACUGAGCCUAUACCGAACAACGGACCUCGGAAAAGGGAACACCGUAGAAGGCUCAUUUCAACCAGCAGCAGCAGGAGCAGUAGUAGGAGCAGCAUCUCAGUAGGAUUCUGGGCAGACAAGAAAACAAACAGCAGAGGUCGCUGCUAUCAGCAGGUGGCUUGUUGUUUGGGGAUUCUUUGUGUCAUUUUGCUGUUGGGCAUCAUAGCAGUCUGUGUCUACGAAAACCAGAACCUGACAUCACAAAAGAAGCAGUUGGAGACGCAGAGGAACUACUUAACGGAACAGAUACGGAACAUGAAGUGGAAUGAGUUCAACAUCAGUCGAGCUCAGUGGAGCAUUGAUGCCUACUGCACAAAAUCAAACCCAAGACAGUGUAACGCUUUUCAGGUUGGCUGGAUAAACUCAGAAUCCAGCUGCUAUGUGAUUUAUAACGCUGAUGUUUCUGGUCAGAAAACCUGGGAAGAAGCUCAAGAAGAUUGCAGAGGAAAGAUUUCAGAUCUGGUUGUUAAAUUUGAUCAAACGGAGAAGGUAAUGUGA
Molecule: messenger RNA, 726 nt
Organism: Micropterus salmoides (largemouth bass)
Lineage: Eukaryota; Metazoa; Chordata; Actinopteri; Centrarchiformes; Centrarchidae
Exons: 4
Coding region: 1-726 (241 amino acids)
Source: RefSeq, a predicted model, not a curated record